CUUCACCUCAAAAUAUUUCCAACUUCCUGCUCUAAAUUAAGCUUAUUAUGUCAAUGGCUAAAGUUUACUCAAACAAGUCAAAUUACAUAAGUACAAUUUCUUCUUCUUCAUCAUCAUCAUCUUUUUCUUCUAUUUCCUCUAGUAACUCUUAUGUUAGCCAAAGAAGAGAAACAUUCACUUUGUGGAUGAAAUCUUUAGUCUACCACGGAAAUGGAUGCACUGUUUAUGAUUCAAAUGGACAAAUUGUUUAUAGAAUUGACAACUACAACAUUAAACGUAGCAAAGAAGUUCAUCUCAUGGAUUCCAAUGGCAAAGUUCUCUUUUCUAUUCGAAAUAGGAAAGUUCCAGUAUUUGGACAUUGGGAUGGCUAUAAAUGGAGUUAUGAUGGAGUUACUAGUAAAGAAAUACCAUGGUUUCAAGUGAAGAAAAUUCACAAUGUUCGAAAAGGGGAUAAUGUGAAUUAUUACAAUGUUAUAUUGGGAUGUAAUUCUGAAGCUAGUUGCUAUAACAUUAUCCUUGCCACAAGAUCAAUUAAGAUUAUGAAUCAUCAAGGCCAACUCGUCGCAGAGGUGAAACAAAAGCAAGCAAGUUCAGGAGUACUAUUUGGAGAUGAUGUAUUAACAUUAGUGGUGGAACCUCAUGUUGAUCACUCAUUAGUUAUGGCUCUUGUUACUGUUUGUGGUCUUAUCCAUCACAAAAUUUGAUUAUUGGUAUUCAGAGUAGUUAGUUUAAUCUCUUUUUCUAUGUAAUAAUUGUAAUCUCUAUCUUCCCUUGAGGAAUGAGUUGUUUAGAUGUGAUCUUAUGAUGAAUAUUGAGGUAUAUGAAAUUUUGUUCAGACCA
This is a messenger RNA of Capsicum annuum, 840 nucleotides long. Its product is annotated as protein LURP-one-related 11. NCBI's taxonomy places the organism in Eukaryota, Viridiplantae, Streptophyta, Magnoliopsida, Solanales, Solanaceae. The record is from RefSeq and is a predicted model, not a curated record. Bases 48 to 704 code for a protein of 218 amino acids. The transcript has 3 exons.